CAGGCAUAUAAAAGCAGAGCUGGGUCUUCCCCCAGGGCUCAGUCUGGGCCAGCCCCGGCAGUUUUUGGCUGCCACAUGGAAGAUCACGCAAAGCACGUCCAGCCCAUCCCACUCCCAGCCAUGCAGCAGAACCUGAACUAUAUGUACCCACAAAUAUUUUGGGUGGACGGCUGUGCCAACGCCAGUACCUCCUGCCCUCCGGCACCCCCUAUUGCUCCCUUCCCACCACCGGUACCUGAUCGGAGGAGAAAGCCAAAGAGCAACAGAGAAAGGAGCAGCAUCGGCUUUCUGGUGAUCUCUUUGCUGAUCCUGAUGGCCCUCACUGGAGUGGGGCUGAGCAUGUUUCAGAUUUUCCAUCUGGAGAAGCAACUGGCAGAGCUCAGAGAGUCUGCCAGCACUGAACACAUCCCUCCAGCUCUGGAGAAGCUCAUAGGGCAGGAGAGACAGGCAGCGAAAAAGGAAGUGAGGAAAGCGGCACACUUAACAGGAAACCCCACACAGCGGGACCUCCCUUUGGAGUGGGAACCCAUCUCCGGCCACGCUUUCACUAAUGGCAUUCAGUACCGCAACCAGGGCCUCGUGAUCAAUGAGACUGGCCUGUACUUCGUGUACUCCAACGUGCUCUUCCGGGGAAGCACCUGCAGCAGCCAGAUGUUGAACCACGUCGUCUACAAGACAAAUCCGACCUCGCCAGGCAGCCACGUGCUGAUGGAAGACAAAUACAUCAAUUACUGUGCAAAUCAGAAAAUGUGGGCCCGGAAAAGCUAUCUGGGGGCUUUAUUCAAGCUCAGGGAGAGGGACAGUCUGUAUGUCAAUGUCUCCAAAAUCUCUCUGGUUAGUUUUGAGGAAUCCAAGACAUUCUUUGGCUUAUUCAAGCUUUAA
Cygnus atratus (black swan) is the source of this 882-nucleotide messenger RNA. RefSeq names its product Fas ligand (gene FASLG). The record is from RefSeq and is a predicted model, not a curated record. Lineage: Eukaryota; Metazoa; Chordata; Aves; Anseriformes; Anatidae. Gene Ontology annotation, cellular component: membrane. Gene Ontology annotation, biological process: extrinsic apoptotic signaling pathway via death domain receptors; positive regulation of canonical NF-kappaB signal transduction; immune response. Gene Ontology annotation, molecular function: tumor necrosis factor receptor binding. The coding region runs from base 76 to 882 and encodes 268 amino acids. The transcript is spliced from 4 exons.